GCUACUUUCAACGUUGGUUUUUAGGAGUUAACUUCACUACAGAGAUUACAGUGGACACUACUACCAUGGAGGUACAGAAAACGAGCAACAAGGAGAACGCCCGUCCCAAACGUGCAGAGCAGAAACAAGUGGUGACGUCGUUCAUCAAAAGACCAGCUCCGGGGAAAAGCGCCCCUCUGCGGUCCAAGAACGACCCGAAGGACGGGGCCGUUGAGAAGAGGGCGGAACCCUUGAAGAAAGCUACUGAACAACAAAAGUCAUCUGUUGCUAAACCCCCACUGGCGUCCAAGAAACCCGCCUCACUCAGCCAGAAGUUCCUGUCUCAACAGUCCUCCACUUACAAGAAGAUGCAAACACAGACGCCAAAGCCAGCAUCCGUGGCCCCUCCUAAAGCUGUGUCUUCUGUUGCUCCGAAGCCUACCCUAGGCACCUACAAAGGCAAAGUUAUCCAGUCAAAGGUGGAUUGUUUCAGAAAGCCUGAAGACCCCGCAACGAAAGCCGCAGAGAAGAGGGUGUUCGCCAGGCCUGCCGUGCCCAAGUACACCCCUCUGACGCCAGCCACGCUGUCGAGAAUCAAGUCCAGGUCUGUCACCACCUUAGCCAGCGCCAAGCCUGCAUCAUCCACCGUCUCUCAAACCCAGCCGCGCAGGCCGAAAUCGGUCACCGAUGUGCCCCUGAGUCGACCGGCGAGCAGGACCACCACCACUCGGGGACAGCCUCAGACGGUGUCCACCACCCGCCAGUUCCAGGUGACCAAGAGGCCACCUGUCACCACCACCAACCGUCCCGUCGCACCUGCUAUGGCUGGAACUAAAGGCGUUGCUGCUGCUACCACCAGGCUGGCGAAGUCCAAGAGCACAACUGAGCUGAACCAGAGGGCUGCCAAGCCCCCCGCGCCCGCCCCCUCCAGCACCCUGCGACCCCCUCCCCGCAAGCCUGCCGUCAGCACUCUCAGCCACACACGCGCUACCAUGGAGACGGCAGAGGAGAGGAGGGCAAAGCUGGCAGAGUGGCUGGCCACCAAGGGCAAGACGCUGAAGAGACCCCCCAUCCACGCCUCCUCCACCACCACCACUACCCAGCCACCGGCCCAGAGGUCCAAGCCCGCCGCCACCAAGCCCAGAGCAGCCGCCAGCACGGCACCGGCCCAGAAGAAGGCCCAGCCAGCUACGGCUCCAGAAGUCACCCACCAGGCACCCGAACCAGAACCUGUAGUAGAGUUAACGGCACCACAGCCACAGUCCUGGGAGGAACAGGAGGAGGAGGAGGCGGCAGGGUCCAGUGGUCCGGUGACGUCCAGCCCCUCUCCUGCUGCCGCAGCCCCAGCCCCGGGCAUGAACACCACCCUGGACAUGUUGGACAGCUGUGCCCUGGACCUGCCCGAAGUGGACGUGGAGGUGGAGGUGCCCAUGCAUGAG
Molecule: messenger RNA, 1418 nt
Organism: Engraulis encrasicolus (European anchovy)
Lineage: Eukaryota; Metazoa; Chordata; Actinopteri; Clupeiformes; Engraulidae
Product: proteoglycan 4
Exons: 6
Biological process (GO): negative regulation of microtubule depolymerization
Cellular component (GO): microtubule cytoskeleton
Source: RefSeq, a predicted model, not a curated record